AUGGCUUCGUUCUCUUCUGACUCUAUCGGAUAUCACGAGACCAACGAUAAGGAAGUCACGGUCAAACUACCAGAUCUGUUCCACUCCUUUCUCAAAGAUCCUCCAGUCUUAAAUCCUCACUACGAGGAGAUAGGAAAAGAAUCCGAGAAAUGGCUCUCCAGAUUUUGUUCCUUGGCCCCUGCUAUGCAGAAAAAGAUCAAGAAAUGUGACUUUUCUUAUUUCGUUGCAAUCGCCGCGCCAUACGCCCCAGCUACGAAGUUUCGUAUCAUGUGUGAUUGGGGUAACUGGGUGUUUCCUUUUGAUGACAUGUUUGACGACGGUAACCUUCGCAAUGAACCUGAGAAGUCUAAGCACAUUAUGGCUAGCUUUUUGCAGCCAUUCAAUGGAGACCAGCCCCGAGACGAUGAGAGGAUGCGCAUUGUGGAAGCCCAUGAUGAUUUGGCAAAGCGAAUGUUCUUUGCAUGCUUACCAGGUGUAAAACGUCGCUACAUUCAUACAAUGCAACUGUAUGUCCUUGGCGUGUUGGCACACGUCUGCGAUCAUGGAGCGAUUGAAAAUACUUCAUUUGAGAAAAUGAUGGAACUACGUCGAGACUCUAUUGGUGCAGCUCCUCUGUAUCACCUCAUCGAGUAUGCUCAUGAUCUUGAGAUCCCGGAUGAGGUUUUUGAAUAUCCAGUCAUUGAGGAACUUGGGAACUUAGGUGCGGAUAUUGUCUUUAUUACCAACGAUAUUGUUUCCUAUCGAAAGGAAGAGACGGAGGGAAUUCCAGAUAAUAUAGUUGCAACUUGCCGUCUCGACGGUAUGUCAGCCCAACAAGCGUUUGAUACUGUUGGAACACUUCUUGAAGAGCAAUUCAAAAGAUGGGAUAUUGCCGAAGCGAGCGUUCCUAUCUGGGGCGAGCCUGUUAACAGCCAUGUCAAAAAGUACAUUGACGGAAUCAAGGCCGUUGUCAGGGCCAACUUAUACUGGAGCUUCAGGACGGAUAGGUACAUGGGCCAGGACCCAGAAGAAGUCCGGCGGACCGGACUGAUCACUGUCCUAGAACACCCACCAUAUCUAAACAAAAAAACAUGA
This is a messenger RNA of Talaromyces rugulosus, 1074 nucleotides long. RefSeq lists its product as uncharacterized. The record is from RefSeq and is a predicted model, not a curated record. The transcript has 9 exons. NCBI's taxonomy places the organism in Eukaryota, Fungi, Ascomycota, Eurotiomycetes, Eurotiales, Trichocomaceae. The coding region runs from base 1 to 1074 and encodes 357 amino acids.